AUGCGUGCAGGUUAUUGGCAGAUACCUCUCCAUCAGGAUUCAAAAAAAUACACUGCUUUUACUACUCAUGACGGGGCCACUUACCACUUUAAUGUUUUACCUUUUGGUUUAAAAGCCGCACCGCGCACAUGUCAGGCUCUUAUGACCCGGGAAGUAUUGGACAUAGAAUGUCAGAAUACCACUACUCCUCAAGUUAAACAUUUAGACGCCAUAAAAAACUUUGCUCCGCCUCAAACUAAGCGACAGUUGCAAGCUUUUAUUGGUACAUGUAAUUGGGUGCGUCAGUAUUUACCAAAUCUCGCUAGCUUUAUGAAACCACUUACUAGUCUCUUACAGAAAGAUAAAAAAUAUAAAUGGACAAGCGAAUGUCAAGAAGCUUUUUCCGCGGUUCAAGACUUAGUAUCUCAACCCCUCGUAUUACAUCGACCAGAUUUCGAUAAACCAUUUAUUUUAAACACGGACGCCUCAGAAACAGGUUUAGGUGCUGUCUUAUACCAGGAAGGUGAAAAUAACGCUAAACAUAUCAUAUCGUAUUCUAGUGCUACUUUAAACAAAACGGAACACAGGCACAACGACGAUCUCGCGCAAUCCAGCGUACCCGACGUUUAUGGAAGCGUCUCCAGAGGGACCAACCUGUCACACAAACCGAGCAAAAAACUUUCGAUCGGCACGUCGUCGACGAAAACCACUUAUUAUAUAGGAAGGAAGUUAUCACAUAUUUUCAUUGCGAUACCCAUCCUGGGGUACAAGAAACCGUCAGACGUAUCGAAGAGAGGUACUAUCACAGAGGGUUGCAGCGUCAUGUUCGAAAUUUCGUACAUCAUUAUGGUAGAGGACGUAUUCUCCAAGUGGACCGAAGCCAAGGCCUAUCAUAGUGUCGCGGCCCACGAUGUCGUCAAUUUUCUCGAGGAAGAGAUUAUUUCUAGGUGCGGUGCUCCGAGACGUAUCCUUAGCGAUAAUGGCCCGGCUUUCGUCAGCCGCGAAUACCAAAAAUUCUGUCAAAAAUUUCAUAUUCCAACCGAUAGAGUAGCCAUCUACCACCAGAGAGCGAAUCCGGUAGAGAGAAAAGUCCAGGACCUCAAAAAAGUUCUUAGAGCUUUAACAUUAAACAAAGCCGAGAACACAUGGGACGUCUAUCUACCACAGGCUCUACAUACUCUACGUAAUCGUCAAAAUGCAGCUACUACAUUUACUCCGUCGCAGAUCGUACUUGGUUUCUCCACUCCAAAUGCCGUAGAUUGGCAAGUUCCAACAUACGCUCAAGAGAGGGCUCACAUUUUAUAUGGAAAACGGUCUUCCGGUGAAAUUUGCUAA
Molecule: messenger RNA, 1314 nt
Organism: Anoplophora glabripennis (Asian longhorned beetle)
Lineage: Eukaryota; Metazoa; Arthropoda; Insecta; Coleoptera; Cerambycidae
Exons: 5
Coding region: 1-1314 (437 amino acids)
Biological process (GO): DNA integration
Molecular function (GO): nucleic acid binding
Source: RefSeq, a predicted model, not a curated record